Messenger RNA from Purpureocillium takamizusanense, 810 nucleotides. RefSeq lists its product as uncharacterized. Bases 1 to 810 code for a protein of 269 amino acids. The record is from RefSeq and is a predicted model, not a curated record. Lineage: Eukaryota; Fungi; Ascomycota; Sordariomycetes; Hypocreales; Ophiocordycipitaceae. The transcript has 2 exons. Gene Ontology annotation, molecular function: nucleic acid binding.
AUGCAAAAGGAGAGCAAUCUCAUGUACUGGGCCAAGGUCGGCAUCAAGAUCAACCUGAAAGCCGUUGGUGCCAACCACAAUCUCCGGGAUGAACUGAGGAAGUUGGAAAAUAGGAACAUGAUCGUGGGGUACGAUGUGACCCAUUCCACCAAUAUGCCAUUCAAAGCAGCCGGAGAGCCUAGCUUGCUGGGACUGGUUGCGAGCAUCAACAUAGAGUUGGCACAAUGGCCCGCUGUGUCUUGGGAGCAACCGGCAAGGCAGGAGAUGCUCAGCGAUCAACUUCUCGACGCAUUCAAGUCGCGGUUGGAGCUUUGGCAAAAGCAUAACGACGACCGCUUGCCCGCGCACAUUCUCAUUUUUCGCGACGGCGUCUCUGAGAGUCAGUUUACGCAAGUCCUCGACAGGGAGCUACCAACGAUACGGCAGGCUUGCCGAGCGAAGUACACGGCGACUCAACCCAAGCUGACUGUUGUUGUCUCGGCCAAGCGCCAUCAAACACGGUUCGAUCCCACUACCAAAGAGGACAUGUCGGCCUCGGGCAACGUUCUCAACGGCACAGUCGUGGACCGCGGUGUCACCCAAGUAAGGUAUUGGGACUUCUUCCUCACAGCACAUCAUGCGAUCAAGGGCACUGCGCGCCCCGCUCACUACACGGUGCUUUUAGAUGAGAUUUUCCGGGAGCGGUAUAAUGCAAAGGCAGCUGACGAGCUGGAGCGACUGACGCACGAGCUGCGUUACUUGUUCGGCCGCGCGACGAAGGCUCCUGACACGGUCUGGGAAGCUGGACUGGGAAGUGAUGAUGAGAUAUAG